CACAGAAAUUUUUUGCGCAGUAGCUAAUUAGAAAUAGUAUAUAAGCCACAGAUUGAGUUUAGAUAAGCCAAAGUUGUACUUUUCAAAAUUAAAACUACAACGCUGCUAACAUGUCUGAAGAAAUAAUUCAAAUUCCUGAACCAACUUAUGAAAAUGGAAUUUGGAAAGGCGGGAAAGUUGAAAUGCCCGAUGGAUACUACAAAAUUGGAGAAAGGAUACUUAAUCAGUUCAAAAAGUACCCAGAUUUCGUUGGACAGAUCGAUGGAAUUACGGGAAGAAAAGACACUUAUGCAAGUAUGGGCGAUAGAAGUAUAAGGUGCGCAUUGUGGCUCAAAAAACAAGGAGUCUCUCCUGGAGAUGUCGUUGGUGUUUGUUCAAAAAUCCAUUUGGACAGUUGCAUACCUGUGUAUGCUUCUUUUUACAUCGGAGCCAUCUUCAACCCCUGGUGGGACAGUUGUUUAGACGAAGAACUCGUGAAGAAUUUAAUCGAAACGGCCCAGCCGAAAGUUUUAUUCAUCGACGAAAACUUUGCAGACGUAAUAAUUAAAACAAUAACUAAGAUGCGAUGUUCGUUACAAAUUGUAAUUUUUGGAAGAAAAAAUGGUUAUUUAUCUUUCGAGGAUUUACUGAAAACGCAAACUAAUGAAGAUGUAGAGAAAUUUGAAUGUACGAAAGUGGAACCGAAAGACCCAGUCUUUUUAGUUUACACUUCUGGAACGUUAGGUUUUCCGAAAGGGGUCUUGCACUCUUAUCAUUCUAUUGCUCAUAUGCUCAGAUAUUACGCGGAUGAUGGCAUACCGUCGAUAGAUCUCUAUUUUUCUAGACUCUGCUGGAUAUCUGGGACUAGGACGGUAUUAAGGUCGAUAAUAUUUAAAGCUACCAUGAUUGUUAGCGAUAAUUUGGCAGAAGUAGAUGCUUGUAAAAUCAUCGAGAAGUAUAAGGUCACUCGACUAUGGAUGGGAACACCAAUACUAAAUAGAUUCAUUAAAAUAAAAGACAUAGAAAAGUACGAUCUAUCAUCGGUUAAACUGGUAUCUUACGGCGGUGCAGCGGCCAAUGGACAAACUAUAAGAAUGUUACCAAGAUUGUUCAAGAACGCGGAUAUUUCUGCUCGUUACGGUGCUACCGAAGUUGGUACCGCGACAAUUGGGUCAACAAGAUUUGAUAAGUUUGACUCUUGCGGAAAAGUAUUUUUCAACGUAGAAAUCAAAGUUAUCGAUCCAGUUAUUAAUAAAAUUUUGGGUCCAAAUGAAAAAGGGGAACUCUGCAUCCUAAGUCCGAAAUUAAUGAUUAGUUACUGGAAAAAUCCAGCAAAAAUUGAAGAAAUCGUCGAUUCAGAUGGAUGGUACCACAGCGGAGAUUUGGGAUAUCAUGACGAAGCCGGGGUUUUCUUCAUUGAAACCAGAAUUAAAGAUUCUAUAAGAUGCUACUUAUUUAAUGUAAUACCAAGAGCUGUCGAAAACGUGAUAGAAGGGUGUCCAGGAGUGGCAGAAGUAGCCGUCGUUGCUAAGCCAAGCUUUGAACAUUACCAAAUUCCAAUGGCUUUUGUCACAAAAAUUCCUGGAAUGCAUAUUACGGAGAAGGAAAUAAUCGAAUUUGUAGAAAGAAAUCUAUCAAACGAAGUUAGACUUUUAGGCGGUGUUUGUUUUUUAGAUAAAAUGCCAUGUACACCUUCGAAAAAAAUUGCUAAGCAUCGACUUUACGCUUUGGCGAAAACUAUUUGUUCGAAGCAGCAAACUCGAGAAAUACCAAAGCCGGUUUGUGUGGAUAGGAUUUGGAAAGGUUUUAAAAUAAGUUUGCCAGAAGGAUUUUUUAAAAUUGGUGAAAAAAUUUACGCUCAGUUUAAAAAGUUUCCUGAUUUCGUUGCACAGAUUGAUGGCGCAAGUGGGAAAAAGGACACUUAUGAAUGCAUGGGCGACAGAAGUAUCAGAUGCGCAUUGUGGCUGAAAGAACUUGGAGUAGGUCGUGGAGAUGUCGUUGGGUUGUGUUCGAAUAAUCAUAUGGAUAGUUGCAUUCCAAUGAUAGCUUCUUUUUAUUUGGGAGCCAUUUCCAACCCCUGGUGGGACAGUUGUUUAAAUGAAGACCUUGUAAUGUAUUUUGUAAAAACAACUAACCCAAAAGUCCUCUUCUGCGACGAAGACAACGCAGAAACAAUAAUCAAAGCGCUAAAAAAAAUGGAAAGUUCUCUGCCAGUAGUCUUCUUCAGUGAAAAAUUCAACAUGCCUUUCCAAGACAUUCUAAAAGCUCCAAGCGCUGAAGAAGUAAAUAAAUUUGAAUGCACCAAGAUAGAAGCCGAGGACCCGAUGAUUAUUCUUUACACCUCGGGAACAACGAGCUACCCCAAGGGAGCUUUGCACACUUAUCAAUCAUUCGUUAGUAUGAUAAGUUACCACCGGCCUGACACUACACCGCAAAUUGUUCUCUGGUUUUCCGGGCUUUGCUGGAUGUCAGGGCUGCUAGCAGUCUUUCGGUCAAUUAUGGCCAAAGCCACCAUGAUUGUUUAUCAUAAUUUGAGCGAAGAAGACGCCUGCAGACUAGUUGAAAAAUAUAAGGUUACGAGGAUGUCCAUGGGAGCGAGCACAGCUAAUAGGUUUAGCAAAACUAAAGAAGCUUGGAAGUAUGAUGUAUCUUCCCUGAAGAUUGUGAGUUAUGGAGGAGGAAUUGCUAUCAAAGAGGUCAUUGAAGCUUUGAAAAGUUUAUUUAAGAAUGCAGACAUUUAUGUUGCAUAUGGAAGCACGGAAUGCGGAGCUGCAACAGGUGGAAAAGUCGACGCUCCAAAAUUAACUUCCUGCGGAAAAGUAUUCUUCAACACAGAAGUGAAAGUGGUUGAUCCUGAAACGAAUAGAAUCAUGGGACCAAAUGAACAAGGCGAGUUGUGUUGCAGAACUCUGAUGCUAAUGACUCGCUAUUGGAACAACCCAACAGCUACUGAAGAAGUUAUUGACUCUGAAGGAUGGUACCACACUGGAGAUUUAGGAUACUACGACGAAGACGGCGAUUUUUUCAUUGUUGAAAGAAUAAAAGAGCUGAUAAAAUAUCGCCUUCAUCAUGUGCCCCCAGCAGCUAUUGAAAAUGUGAUACAAGAGCUUCCAGGGAUCGCUGAAGUAGCUGUUGUUGCAAAGCCAAGUUUUGAAGAUCUAGAACUUCCAAUGGCUUUUGUAACCAGAGUUCCUGGGAUGCAGGUUACCGAGACUGAAAUUCAUGAGGCUGUAGAGAAAAAUUUACAGGAUAGAAUGAAACUCCGCGGUGGUAUUUGUUUCUUGGACAAGAUGCCUUAUACGAUUUCAAAGAAAAUUUCUAAAAGAGAACUUCGAGCGAUGGCAAAAAAUAUGGCGAAGAAAGCAUGAAUUUUUUGUAGUAUUAUUGUACUUUAAGUACUAUUUUUUGAUAAAUAUAAUUGGAUAAAAAUUA
This is a messenger RNA of Cotesia glomerata, 3411 nucleotides long. RefSeq names its product surfactin synthase subunit 1-like. Gene Ontology annotation, molecular function: long-chain fatty acid-CoA ligase activity. NCBI's taxonomy places the organism in Eukaryota, Metazoa, Arthropoda, Insecta, Hymenoptera, Braconidae. The transcript has 16 exons. Bases 111 to 3347 code for a protein of 1078 amino acids. Gene Ontology annotation, biological process: long-chain fatty acid metabolic process; fatty-acyl-CoA biosynthetic process. The record is from RefSeq and is a predicted model, not a curated record.